GCCGUUGGCAAUAAGGAGAUGCCCGACGAAGUCUUCCACCUCGCACCUGGACUCCAAUUUUCAGGGUUCAAGAGCGUCGUUGGCAUGCUGUGGGAGGUCGAUGAUGCUGUCGCAAAACACAUCAUCGAAGCUUUCUACGACAAUAUAUUCAAGAAUGUGAAGGAUGGUGGUGUCAUGGACUAUACUAGUACAAAGGUGGCCUGGGCACUCAACGUUCAACCCUUGCUACACAUACCGUGAAGGCGAAAGUACCACUCGAACAGAGGUCGGUUUUUACUCAUAUCGGUGUGUAGUUCUACGUCGUAUUGCUUUCAUUCCUAGGCCAGUUCAAUUAUACCGUCAUUCUGUUGCUU
This is a messenger RNA of Suillus clintonianus, 353 nucleotides long. RefSeq lists its product as uncharacterized. Bases 19 to 240 code for a protein of 73 amino acids. The record is from RefSeq and is a predicted model, not a curated record. The transcript has a single exon. Lineage: Eukaryota; Fungi; Basidiomycota; Agaricomycetes; Boletales; Suillaceae.